AUGCCCACUGAUGACCCUAAUCCACCAUUACCGCGUCUCCCGGACGACAUCCUUCGCAUGAUCUUCGCUCGCAUAGGAUCGCACGGCGACACCUUCUCCCUCGCGGUUACCUGUAACCGAUGGCUCGAAAUCGCGCGUCCCGCUCAAACCGCCCUCGUCGUUCGCGAAACCCGCGAAACGUCCUCCCGACAGCUCGCGAAAGCCAUCGCGCAGUUUCGCAACCUUUCGCGCAUCCAUCUCCCCAACUGCAGUGUCGACAGCGUGGGUGACGACCUCCUCGACCGAAUCGGCGCGUCUUGCGGCGCGACUCUCGCUUCCUUCCGCUUCGGAACAGUGCGACCUCCAGCAAUUCAAGGCGCCGUCAGCAGUCGUCACGCGGACGAUGCGCAUACAUCGCGUGAGCGGGUCGCGCAAGAAGCGGAGGAACACCAAGAACUGCCAGAAGCGGAAGAAGCAAUGCCCGCCGAGUCGACGGCGGAAGCAGCUCUCUACUCCGAAAUCACAGAAGCGGGCUUGGAUAGGCUUUUUCGGGCCUGCCCGCGGUUAGAAGAGUUUGGUCUGCACUGCGCGCCAAACAUCUCCCUUCGACCAGCGUCGUUUCUCGAGCUCGCGCGGAUCGGCGGGGGACCGUUGGAUGCCGAUUCGGUUUACAAGUGGAGCAUACCGAACGACGCCAGCGCGCCGCCGAGCCUCCAGUUUCCGAAGCUGCAGGCUCCGAACCUGACCGCGCUGCCGGAUAGCCUCGGCGAGCUGACGAACCUGCGCGAUCUUCAGAUUGGCUGCAGCGCUUUGCGAUCCCUGCCCGAGACUCUCGGGCAGCUGUCACAGCUGACACGGCUGCACGUGACUGACUGCGGGCUUGCGCAGCUACCCGACUCUCUAUGCAACCUGCCCGCGCUCUCCUUCCUCUCCAUCACUUACUGCAUGCGAAUCAGCCGUCUGCCUGCGAAUCUCGGGCAGCUCUCUUCUUUACAGUCCCUGCAGCUUCACAGCGUGUUUAGUCUAGAAACGGUGCCGGAAUCUCUCGGGCAGCUGCCAAAUCUCGAAGCGCUGCGCCUCCAUGGAUGCAAGAGGCUAACUGAGCUACCUACGUCGGUCUAUCAGCUGACACGGCUCCAGCUGUUGAGUAUUAAAGACUGCCCGCGGAUAGUUAGCCUCCCUGAAGAUAUAGGUUUCCUUAGCCGACUCGAGUCGCUGGAGAUUAACACGUGUGAGUCGCUGAUUGGCCUCCCGCCCUCGUUUGUCCACCUCAUCAGCCUCCAGUCUCUUGAGGUUUGCUUCUGCAAAAGUUUUGCUUCGAUUCCCGCAGAUUUCGGGCAGCUACCGAGCCUCCACACCCUCAAGAUCUCCUCUAUUUCCUGUCUAGCCCACCUGCCCGAGUCCAUGGGGCAGCUUUCUUCCCUGAAACACCUGGAGCUGUCCCAUUGGCCGCUUCUUCGCGCUCUGCCGCUCGCCCUGUUCGCGCUGAAGUCACUCCAAUGCCUGGCUGUCACGAGCUGCCGUCAUCUCUCAUCCCUUCCUGUGAGCAUCACCCAGCUGACGUCACUGAAGCUGUUGAAUCUGUCUGGUUCUGCCGCCCUUACUGCACUGCCGGAGUUCCUCUGCCGGCUCAGCAGCCUGGAGCAGAUCCUCUUGACUGAUUGCUUUCGUUUGGUGCGACUGCCCGAGAAUCUCGGGCAGCUAAUAAAUCUUCGACUGCUAGACCUGGAGGGAUGCGACAGCUUGCAAAAUUUGCCCGACGCACUUUCGUCCCUAGACAGACUGCAGGUCCGAGCAAGACCAGUGUUACGAAGAGUGAUGGCAACAAAAGCUGAUAACGGUUUGGAUUGCAAUUCUUACAGUAAAGGAGGAGGCUCUGAUUUAGAGGAUCAGGACAAUCUAGAGAUUUCGCAGGAUACACAGGAGUCGCAGCAGAGGACAGGUGGAGAUGUGCCAACGGUGCAAGGGGGAGUGGAGUUGGAACCAGAAGGUGAGAAGAGAGUAGGGGAGGAGGCGUGGAACGGUGAGGAUGAGUGGGAUGGUGAUUGGGAGUGGUUGCAGGAGGAGAGGGCCCAGAGGGAGUGGCAUCAGCGGUCACAGCGCUGGUGUGUUUUGGGGCUGUCACCAUUGAGAGUGGCAAAAAGAAUGCUUCUUGUUCAGCCUGGAAAGCUGUGCAGAGUCCCUUUGUGCACAGGCCAGACAAGGCCUGCACAAUAA
This is a messenger RNA of Closterium sp. Yama58-4, 2196 nucleotides long. The record is from the annotation of a GenBank genome assembly. Lineage: Eukaryota; Viridiplantae; Streptophyta; Zygnematophyceae; Desmidiales; Closteriaceae.